GUUAUCUGUGGAGGUGGGCCAGCAAUGUGCGACAUCUGCAAGGCUGCUCGUAGUGGCACAACGUUUCAUCACGACAACGUGACGCGUGAAGCACAGAUCGCCGCGCAGUUCUUGCGUGCAGUACGCAGCCUCCCCGCGCAUGGUGGCAGUCCCAUCACCUUGAACACUGUUCGUGAUGCCUUGCUCGGUGCCAAACACCAGAAGCUGGCUCGCUGGCAAGACGUGCCCGGAUUCGGACUACUGGGCGACAAUGGCUGGUCUGACAGGGAAAUUCUUCGGCUUCUGCGCCGGCUGGUGAUUGAGUCGAUCUUGGCAGAGGAGAUCACCACGCCAGUGGGAGCGAGCGGCAAUGUCACAGUGGCAUACUUGAUCGAGGGCCAUUGCAUCAAUGCCCUGCUACAAGGCGAAAUGGCAGUGUACCUUUGCCGUGACACCAAGCCGCCACAGACCAGCACGACCUCGAAGCGUCGGAUUUCUCGCACGGCAACGAACAGCCGGAAGAAGGCUGCUGCGGCGAAAAGUGCAGCUCGAGUCCGUUCACCAGCUGUAGCACAGUCAGCUUCUUCAGCACCAUCGCAAGAAGCGGGAUUGAAUCCACAGCAGCCUGUCUGGCACUCACACCAGCCCCCUGCACACCAGGCCCAGCUGCCCAUGCAGAGCAUGCAACCAGCUUUUCAACAGCAGCACGUUAUGCAGUCACCUCCGCAGCAAUAUCCACAAUUGCGGCAGGCGUACCAGCACCAAAACCAACAGCCGGUGCCGCAACAUUGGCAGAUUCCGCAAUCACAGGGCCAGCCAAAUCUUCAGUCUCAGUUCCUGAAUCCACAGGCAGCCCCUGUCCUGCAGCAGCAGUUUCAACAUGCUCCAGGGCCAUAUCAACAGCCCGGUGGGCAUGUCCCACAAUUUCGGCCUCAGUAUGAGGAGCUCCCCCAGCCAGGCCACCCCCACAACCACCAACCACUUGGUCGCCAGCUUUCCCAACCCAGCGUAGCUGCGAUGCAGUCCCAGUACCUGCAAGCUGCACCGCCGCAAGCCACACAUUUGCCGCCGCGACUCCACACCGACAUCCU
Symbiodinium necroappetens is the source of this 1070-nucleotide messenger RNA. Lineage: Eukaryota; Dinophyceae; Suessiales; Symbiodiniaceae. The record is from the annotation of a GenBank genome assembly.